This is a messenger RNA of Kalmanozyma brasiliensis GHG001, 3216 nucleotides long. RefSeq names its product P-type ATPase, A domain protein. Lineage: Eukaryota; Fungi; Basidiomycota; Ustilaginomycetes; Ustilaginales. The coding region runs from base 1 to 3216 and encodes 1071 amino acids. Gene Ontology annotation, biological process: monoatomic cation transport; copper ion homeostasis. The record is from RefSeq and is a predicted model, not a curated record. Gene Ontology annotation, molecular function: ATP hydrolysis activity; ATP binding; copper ion binding. The transcript has a single exon. Gene Ontology annotation, cellular component: membrane.
AUGUCGACGCCAGAUCCACUUCUCGACGAGCCUAGGGCGUCGGGCUCAGCAUCUCCUAGCAUGGGCGCAAAGGUCACCGCGACAUUUCAGAUCGGUGGCAUGACCUGCGGGGCGUGCGUCGAGACCAUCGAGAGGAUGAUUCGCUUACAGCCAGGCAUCGACUCCAUCUCGGUCGCUCUGCUCGCCGAGAAGGCCACCGUCACCUUUGACGACUCCAAAUGGACACCAGCCAAGAUCGCUGAAGAGAUCGAGGAUACUGGCUUCGACGCAACUUUCCUCGACAUCAUCCGCACCGAGCGACCCGAAUCCAGCCUUGGAUUCAAACAAGUCUCGUCUGUUCCAGCAGCAUCAAUACCGCGGCAAGACACCGCUCAACUCAAUGUGUACGGCAUGACGUGCGCAUCGUGCUCCUCCACCAUCGAGCGCGAGAUCGCCAAGAUCGAUGGUGUCAAGUCAAUAUCCGUAUCGCUCUCAACAGAAAAGGCCAGGAUAGACUACGAUGCAAGCAAGCUCGGCAUCCGCGACCUGGUCGAACACGUAGAGGACCUCGGCUUUGACGCAGUCGUGAGCGACGAGCGCAACUCGACACAGCUCGCCUCGCUCGGUAGAAUCAAAGAAAUUGCAGAAUGGCGCUCCGCUUUCCUCUUCUCCUUGUCCAUGGGCCUGCCCGUCUUCUUCCUGUCCAUGAUUCUGCCCAAAUUCUCCUUCACUCGCAGCAUCCUCUGGUGGCAGCCAAUACCGGGACUCUAUCUCCAAGAUCUUGCCUGCUUGGCUUUGACGAUCCCCGUGCAAUUCGGCAUCGGUCUGCGCUUCUAUCGCACUUCCUGGAAAGCGAUCAAGCACGGCAGCGCUACCAUGGACGUCCUCAUCGUCAUCGGCACCACCGCUUCGUGGGUCUUCAGUGUCUUUUCCAUGAUCGCAAGGCUAUUCUGCGUGGAUGAGCCCGCAGACGCGAUGUCUCAAGCCGCGUCAAUAGCAGCACGGGGAAUGGCCAUGAUGGGAACCAUCGUGCCAGGCCAAUGCACCAAGCCAGCCACCUUCUUCGACACGACCACCAUGCUCUUCACCUUCGUCUCCUUCGGCCGCUUUCUCGAGAACACCGCAAAGGGCAAGACCAGUGAAGCACUCUCACGCCUCAUAAGCCUCACACCCACCUCGGCUACUAUCUACACUGACGGCGCCGAGGGCAAGAUCGAGAAGAAGGUCGCUUCCGAGCUGGUUCAACGCGGAGACUACGUCAAAGUCGUGCCAGGGGAGAGGAUCGUCGCCGACGGUGUGAUCAUUCGCGGCGAAUCGACAGUCGACGAAUCCAUGGUCACCGGCGAGGCUGUUCCGAUCCACAAGAUUGUCGGCAGCAGCGUCAUUGGAGGCACCGUCAACGGGACAGGGAGCUUCGACUUCUUUGUUGAGCGUGCUGGCAAAGACACGAGUCUCGCGCAGAUUGUGAAGCUCGUCGACGAGGCGCAGACGUCGAAAGCACCCAUUCAAGCCUUUGCCGACCGAGUCGCGGGCUACUUUGUUCCCACCGUGGUGGGCCUUGGAGCGCUGACGUUCAUCGCCUGGAUGGUCAUCGCGCAUCUGCUCUCGGGCCACAUGCUGCCGUCCAUCUUCAACCAACAAGGCGUCACCAAAUUCAUGGUUUGCCUGAAGCUCUGCAUCAGCGUCAUUGUUGUUGCGUGCCCAUGCGCGCUGGGCCUCUCGACGCCCACAGCAGUGAUGGUCGGCACUGGAGUAGGCGCGCAGAACGGCAUCCUGAUCAAAGGCGGUGGUCCUCUCGAAGCCUCAACCACAAUCCGCCGCAUGUUGUUCGACAAGACGGGUACGCUUACUGUCGGCAAGCUUACUCUGCGCGAGGUCAUUUGGUCGAACAAGGAGCAGAACGGUCUUGACGCCAUCGCUGUGGGAGGUCUGUCACGUCGGCAGGUGAUUCGCAUGAUCGGCGCGGCUGAAGCACGCUCAGAGCACCCGCUUGCACGCGCCAUCGCUUCAUGGGCCGCAAGUCAGCUCAAGUCGAGCUCAGGCGUCGCCAUCCAAUCGCAGCAGCCUGCCGGCCUCGAGAAGGACGUCUUCACCAUCGACGGCGCCAGCAUCGAGGAGUUUCAGAGCUUGACGGGCAAAGGCAUCGUCUGUCGCGUUCAGCUGGAGGAGACCAUGACCGUGCACGAGAUUAAGAUUGGCACUCCUGAUUUCGUCUCGUCUGGCGAGAAGCAGGCACUCGACGACAGCGCUUUUGCCUCUCAGACUCCCGAGCUGCUUAUUGAGCAGCAGUCGAAGGGACGUACCGCCGUGCUCGCAACCGUCGAUGGCUCCCUCGCGGCCCUUCUCAGCCUGAGUGAUGCACUGAAGCCCGAAGCGAAGCAGACACUCGCAGCGCUGCGUCGCAUGGGUAUACAAUGCGGCAUGAUCACAGGAGACGCUUCCACGACAGCUCGUGCCCUGGCUCGCGAGCUGGGCAUGGACGAGGAGAUCGAUGUUUACGCCGAGAUGAGCCCGAUCGACAAGCAAGAGCUCAUCCUCCAGCUGCGACGAGAAUCCGACCUGGUCGACCUCGAGCGUGGCGGUCGCUUCUCACCCUUCCGCGCCAAUGGCCAAUCCAAGUCAGCCGGCAUCGCCAUGGUCGGCGAUGGCAUCAACGACUCUCCUGCCCUCGCCUCGGCCGACCUCGGCAUCGCGCUCGGCACGGGCUCUGACGUGGCCAUCGAGGCGGCCUCGAUCGUGCUGAUGCGCUCCAACCUGCUCGACGUGGCGGCAUCCAUCCAUCUUUCGCGCCGCAUCUUCCGCCAGAUCAAGCUCAAUUACAUCUGGGCGACCGUUUACAACCUGAUUGGCAUCCCGCUCGCCAUGGGCAUCUUCCUGCCAUGGGGGCUGAGCCUGCAUCCGAUGAUGGCGGGCGCAGCGAUGGCAUUCUCCAGCGUCAGUGUGGUGGCGAGCUCCUUGACGCUGAAGUGGUACAAGCGGCCGAAGGAGCUGCAGUCGGAGGCGAGGGAGGAUCCGGCGGAUGAGGUACAGCUGCAGCAGAUGCUGGAUCGAUCCGAUGCAGGGGCGCUGGAUAGGGUCGUGGCGAAUCUGAGGGAUCUUUGGUAUCAGAUCUUGGGCAAGGUCGAGUCAGCGCUCUCUCAUCCUAGCCUCAGGCUGGGCCGCGGCCGCAGUGGAGGAAAUGGGCGUGGACCAGGGCAGUCGCAAGGGUACCAGCAGGUCGCUUCUGAAGACCCUUAG